UGAUCUGAUCUCGUCUGACAGCUGCCUGCCUGUGUCCCGAACCCUCGUUGUCAGGGUUACCUCUCCAUGGAGACGCACUCCCCAAGGUAGGGGAGGGCUUUAAGGGAAAAGGAGACCCUCACCUCAAUGGAGCAACAAGUCAAAGGAGGAUGAAGAAGGAAAGACUGUAGUUGUGGAGCGAUAAGAGGGAGAGGUGACCUGUGGGAGAACAAGAGGAGUGGAAAUCGACAGCAGAAUAAAAGAAGAAAGAGUUGGAUUUGUCAGGAUGGGCUAUGAUCUGGAGAGGUUUGUGGGCUAUGUGAAUGAGGGUCUCCUGUGCUGUGUGUGUCGAGACGUGUUGGAGCGCCCCCUCCAGGCGCCCUGUGAACAUGCAUAUUGCAGCGCCUGCAUCAGCAGCUGGCUGGUCCAUCAUCACUCCUGUCCCGAGGACAGACUGCCACUGGAUGUGGGCAGCCUCAAACCACUGUACAGGUACAUGCGUAACGACCUGACCCGUCUGCAGAUACGCUGCGUGAAUGCAGCGCAGGGUUGUGAGGUGGUCUGCUCCCUGGAGACCCUCCACACACAUGAGGAUGAGUGCGAGUUUGCCUUCAUAUCCUGCUCUAACACAGGUUGUCCUGUGCAGGUAGAGAGGCGGGGUUUGGAGGCUCACCUGUCAGAAUGCAACUUCCGCAGCAGGGAGUGUCCCAACGGCUGUGGCCACACCCUUCUCUCCACCGACCAAUCACAGCAUAACUGUGUGGCAGAGCUGCGCACAGAAGUAGAGAUGCUCAGGGCAGAGAUGCUGUGCAAGGUGGAGGAGGUGAGACGGGAGAUGGAGUCUCGGUUGGACUCACAGAGGAGACACAUGGUGCAGAAAGAGUCGCAGCUGAAGAACGAGGUGGAGGAGCUCAAGGGUCAGUUGUCCCGCGUGAUGUGCGACAUGCGAGCCCUGUUAGGGGCAGAGCGUCUGAGACGACAGGAGCUGGCAGAAGCCGAGCUGGAAAAGAGGGAACUGCUGGAGCUCCUCAGAGACCUGCAGCCAACCAGGAGUCCACAUUCCACCGAACAAGCAGCCAGGGGCGAGCAUCAGGGAGACCAGCAGACAUUUGGAUGGGAACUACUACACACGGAGCAGACUAGACACCAGCAGAGGGAGGCGUCUUUACAUGCCUCCAGUCUAUCACUACAUUCAGCUCAGGCCAUAAAUAUGUCAGGUCCACCUCCAUCACCUCAGCUGGGUGAGGGAGCACGUAAAGGUGGAACCAGGAGUCUGACUCUAGACUGCAUCAAGAGAAAGAGCAGGGAGGUGACGGUCAUCUGAGUAGACUGGACUGGUGGGAGAUUGUCCAAACUAGAAAAGAUUACAUCUUUAUUUUUGUAACAUUUUGCAAACGGUUUCCAACAUUCAUUUAGAAAUGAAAAUGUAAUGCAAGUACAGCAAGUUCUGUUGU
Messenger RNA from Morone saxatilis (striped sea-bass), 1433 nucleotides. It is a transcript of the gene rnf41l, whose product is annotated as ring finger protein 41, like. Lineage: Eukaryota; Metazoa; Chordata; Actinopteri; Moronidae. The transcript has 6 exons. The coding region runs from base 266 to 1303 and encodes 345 amino acids. The record is from RefSeq and is a predicted model, not a curated record. Gene Ontology annotation, molecular function: zinc ion binding.